Papaver somniferum (opium poppy) is the source of this 1778-nucleotide messenger RNA. RefSeq lists its product as uncharacterized. Lineage: Eukaryota; Viridiplantae; Streptophyta; Magnoliopsida; Ranunculales; Papaveraceae. The coding region runs from base 120 to 1736 and encodes 538 amino acids. The transcript is spliced from 2 exons. Gene Ontology annotation, molecular function: protein binding. The record is from RefSeq and is a predicted model, not a curated record.
CUUGAUUUCUUGUUCUUGAUGUGGCAUUCAUCUUUCUUCAAUUUCAUAGCUCUCGAAUUUCCGGCAGAUUAAGCAUCUUAGUUCAGACACAUCUCAAAUUGCAGAGAAUUUGUACAGUGAUGGCGAACAAGAGGAAAAGCGUGAUGAUCGAUGAAGAUUACAAAUCAGAUGAUGGUUCUCAUCCAUAUCUACCUGCGGAUGUAAUACUUGAAAACGUUCUCACCAGAUUAUCAGCCAAAGAUCUUGCUCGAUUCGCUUCCGUCAGUAAGUUCUGGUACUAUUCUAUUGUUAAUGACACUGGAUUUGCUCUCUCUCACUUUGCGCGUCAUCAGAAUAGGAGAAAUCUGUGUUUUAAUCUUCUUAAUGUGCCAAAAGAAGAUGUUAAUGAUGGGAUUCUAAGAAAUUACUUCUUCAAUUUGCAAAAAGAUAAUACUGUUUUUUAUAAUUUUGAAUUGUUAUUGCAAGUACAUUCACUCGGCUCGAUUGAACCAGUAGGUAAUUGUAAUGGUUUAGCUUGUUUUACAAAAUGUCAGUGUUCAGAUGCUUUUGAAGAAAUGGUUGUCAUUAAUCCGCUUAAGAGGGAAUCACUUACUCUCACCUGUGUAACACCUGAGAUUGGGAGAGGAGGGGAAUCUUUUGAGUAUAAGUAUUUGUGUCAUGGUUUUGGUUUUGAUUCAUCGUCGCAAGUAUACAAGAUUGUAGUCAUCUAUACAACUUCAACAACAGCGGAUGAACAUGGGUUUAUUUGUAUGGUUGUUACAUUGGGAGUUAGAUCGUGGAGAAAGAUUGUUACUAGUACUUGUGAUAUCUUGCCACCACCAGGUUGUUCUCCUUUUCCAAGUCAAAUGGUGACAACAAUGUGGGGAGAUGAUGAUGAUAUAUCAGCCACCAUUUGUGGAGGUGAUCUUUUAUGGAGGAUAAGUAAUUAUACUAGUGGUGGUGAUGAUGAGAUGGAAAUGUUGCUCUCUUUUGACAUCCGCACCGAGAAAAUUCAGUUCAUUCAGCUCCCACCUGAAUGUAAUUCUGUGAUUCAUAACUUGGAUACAGCCGAGGAUAAUUGUUAUGAACUUCGUCAUCAUCUUCUGGAGUUUAAAGGAUAUCCUUGUGUUGCACGAUCUGAAAAGACUUGGGUAGGAGAGAGAGCAGAAUAUCAUUUUAAGGUUCACUUGUUUAUAUUGAAGGACAAGGUCAAGCAAAUAUGGAUAGAGGAGGAGCCUUUCAAUGUUAGGUUGAAGGAGGACGGUGUAAAGCUCGACAGUUUGUUACGAGAUCCCUUUGAUCGGUACUUUAACAAAACUUUACGUUCUGAUAACCAUAGGUCCCAUUGUACACGUAUGUGCAGUUUCUCUGAUCAAGUGAUGUUGUACUGGUUUGAUGGGGGAUGUCUUAUAUUCUACAAUUUGCGAAUGAACCAUCAUAACGUGGUAAAAGGCGCCAACCCUUGUACUGGGCGUGAUCGCCGUGAUAUCUUUAAUGCUAAGUUGAAAGGGAUGGCCACGAACCCUGGUUCUGAUAGUGAUGAUGUUCCUCAUUGCCCCUGCAUUGAUUACCAGCUGCACGCACAGGUGGAAAACAUCAUUUCAGUAAAAACCUUCAUUCCUAAAGGAGGAGAAGUUGGUGAAUUUGAUAAUUACGAGGAAUUUCAGCAGUUUCUAACAGACAAACAGCCAGUGGGGUGGGUGGCUACAGGAAGAAAAUCACCAAAAUGGCCUUUGGAGCUUAUGGUAGUAUUUUGACUGCUUAGCUUGCACUUUCUGUCCCCAGAUCAUAAGUCAUGG